Heterocephalus glaber (naked mole-rat) is the source of this 4034-nucleotide messenger RNA. It is a transcript of the gene Hnrnpdl, whose product is annotated as heterogeneous nuclear ribonucleoprotein D like. Gene Ontology annotation, biological process: regulation of gene expression. The record is from RefSeq and is a predicted model, not a curated record. Gene Ontology annotation, cellular component: nucleoplasm; chromatin. Gene Ontology annotation, molecular function: poly(G) binding; poly(A) binding. Lineage: Eukaryota; Metazoa; Chordata; Mammalia; Rodentia; Bathyergidae.
GACGCCAGGGACAAAGGCUCUCCAGGCAAGAGGGGCUGCGGCCCUGCAACGGCGCGCUCGGGAUCGCCGACCCCGGGCCCACCGCCCUUGCGUCUCGCAUCCGAGCCUCUCCUCAUCCCGAGCCCGCGCCCCUUUCGUGGUCCCCGCCGGGAGGCCUACAAUGGAGGUCCCGCCCCGGCUUGCCCAUGUGCCGCCGCCAUUGUUCCCCGCAGCUCCCGCGCCCCUGGCCUCCCGCAGUGUCUCCCAUUGGCGGCCGCGGGCGCCGCGGCACCUAGCCCCGCUCCUCCCUUCGCUCGCCGCCGGCUCCGCCCGGCAGGGGGCGCGCCGGGCCCCGCGCCACGUCACCGCGCAGCAGCCCUCCCGAUUGGCGGGCGGGGCGGCUAUAAAGGGAGGGCGCAGGCGGCGCCCGGACCUCUUCCGCCGCCAUUUUAAAUCCAGCUCCAUACAACGUUCCGCCGCCGCCGCCAGCACCCCCGCGAUCCGGACCGCGCGCCCGCUCUCCCCUGCCGACGGUUCUGCCACCAUGGAGGACAUGAACGAGUACAGCAAUAUAGAGGAGUUCGCCGAAGGGUCCAAGAUCAACGCGAGCAAGAACCAACAGGAUGACGGUAAAAUGUUUAUUGGAGGCUUGAGCUGGGAUACAAGCAAGAAAGAUCUGACGGAAUAUUUGUCUCGAUUUGGGGAAGUUGUAGAUUGCACAAUUAAAACAGACCCAGUCACUGGAAGAUCAAGAGGGUUUGGAUUUGUGCUUUUCAAAGAUGCUGCUAGCGUUGAUAAGGUUUUGGAGCUAAAAGAACAUAAACUGGAUGGGAAAUUGAUAGACCCCAAGAGAGCCAAAGCUUUAAAAGGGAAAGAACCCCCUAAAAAGGUUUUUGUGGGUGGAUUGAGUCCAGAUACUUCUGAAGAACAAAUUAAAGAAUAUUUCGGAGCCUUUGGAGAGAUUGAAAAUAUUGAACUUCCCAUGGAUACAAAAACAAAUGAAAGGAGAGGAUUUUGUUUUAUCACAUACACAGAUGAAGAGCCAGUCAAGAAAUUGUUAGAAAGUAGAUACCAUCAAAUUGGUUCUGGAAAGUGUGAAAUCAAAGUUGCACAACCCAAAGAGGUAUAUCGACAGCAACAGCAACAACAAAAAGGAGGAAGAGGUGCUGCAGGUGGUGGGCGAGGUGGCACUAGGGGUCGAGGCCGAGGUCAGGGCCAAAACUGGAACCAAGGAUUUAAUAACUAUUAUGAUCAAGGAUAUGGAAAUUACAAUAGUGCCUAUGGUGGUGAUCAAAACUAUAGUGGCUAUGGCGGAUAUGAUUAUACUGGGUAUAACUAUGGGAACUAUGGAUAUGGACAGGGAUAUGCAGACUACAGUGGUCAACAGAGCACUUACGGCAAGGCAUCUCGAGGGGGUGGCAAUCACCAAAAUAAUUAUCAGCCAUACUAAAGUGGAAGACAUUGGAGAAAACAGCGGGAACUUCAUUGCAGGCCGUGUGUCACCCUGACCACGUCUAUCUCUGGGGGUCGCACGUUGCGGGCAGAGCGCAAGGCAUACACCAGAAAACGCUGUCCUGUGGUAUGGUCUCUUCCAACUUCAUGUACCAGCGUAAAGAUUAAAGUGGAAAACUUCAGACUUUGGCUUCUUUUUUAAUCUUUUUUGGAGAUUAAGUGUCUAAACUUAACUUAAAUGGUUUUUUACAGGAGUUAAAGUACAUAAAUGCCUUUUUACAGCUUAAUCAUUUUUGGUCUUCUGUUUAGUGUUGUAUUUCAAUUGUGGAGCCUCAUUUUAAGUGUUCAUUCUUUAAGAUUUAAUGCUUGCUUUUUCUUUUUAUAGCUAAUAGUGAAAUCUACAAAACAAGAACUUUUAAAUCUGGGAUAUAAGUUAAAGAUCAUAUGCACAAAAAGAUUUGUCAUAAUACAUAAGUAUUAGAAAUUCAUGUUUGUGGUAGCAUUUUACUUGGCUUACUAGAAAUACUUCUAGUGGGCCUUAAUCUGUCUGUUCAACCUGUGAAUAUGGGAAAGUUGCAUUCCCAGAUUCUUUCUGACUAGAUUUGGAUUUGAUAUCAUUUGUAAACUCCAGGGUGAGUUUAUCAAUUACCCAAACUGCAUUUUGCAAGUGAAUAUGCAUGUGAUCUUUAAUUAUUGAAGAAAAGAAUAAAGUGAGGACUUAAAACAAUUCAUGAAAGUGGACCUUUGAAAGCUUGUCAGAGUUGCACAAAUCUAAUUGUUGUUUUGUUUUUGUUUUUAGGAGAUGCUAAAGAAAUCUUGCAGAACGACAUUGAAGAUUGGUCUUCUGUUGCUCUAAUGAUUAUUUUGUAAAAGACUUUCUAGUGUACAAGACACAGCUGUGUCCAACUGUAUAUAGCUGCUAAUUAGUUUUCUUUGUUUUUACUUUGUCCUUUCUAUGUGUUAUGCCUCAGUGUGGAUUUGUGUUUAUACACAUUUUAUUUGUAUGAUUUCAUGUUAAACCCCAAAUAAAUGCUUCCUUAUGUGAUUGUUUUUCUGCGUGAGGUGCUACAUAGCUCUGUAAAGAUGUAAUUUUAAAUAAGCAAUAAUAAAGGUACAGUUUAUUUUGUAGGGAGUAUGGGUCUGUAGGAAGAAACUGGUCCUUUAGCCAGCCGCGGGAUGGAUUACCCUGUUCUUCCCCAUUUUUGUAUGUAUGUACUAUGCUGUAAGGCUUCAUUUCUCUUAGCUGAGGUUUCUGCUACACCUUUGAAUAGCGUCCUCCAGAUACUUUUAUCUCAAAACCUAAGUCGUGGUGUUGCGAUUAGGGGAAGCUUUCUAAUAGACCAUGUGUUCAGUUUCGUUUUUUUUGUAUCAGGGAUCGAACUCAGAACCUUGCACUUGUGAGGCAGGCAAGGUGCCACUGAGCUUAAUCCCUGGCCCUAGACCAUGUAUGUGUCUUUUGUGCUCUGUUUAAGAAAGAUAACUCUUGUGGGCUGGGGGUGUAGCUCAGUGGUAGAGCACUUGGUUAACAUGCACAAGGCUCGGGGUUAAAGCCCCAGCACUUGCCAAAAAGAAAGCACUUGUUGAUAGUUCCUUUUGCUUUGUUCUCUCAGUGACAAAUGUGUGAUUUGUUAGUUAUUUUGACCUUAGAAGUUAUCUGGUGGUCUGUUAGAAUAAGCUUUGGCUAAUCAUAACACCAUGACUUUGUCCUCUUGAUUAAAAGAGAAAUUGAGAUGCACAAACAGCACUAAAACUAGUGAGAUUUGUGGUUAAAUAGUAUUGAGUAGUUAAAGCGGAUUUUUAUCAGAAGUGUGAGAUUUUCAAAGUUUGGUCAAAAGAUGAAGAUGAGAGAUUGUGGCAGAAUAAUUUUGUUGUAUUUUUAUUGAUGUGUCACAGCAAACAGAUUGAAUAAAAAUGUUUUCUAUUUGGGCAUUCUUAGGAAUAUGUUUUAGAGUUGUGUAGUGUGAGUUUAGAGAAGUCAUGCUAGUUGAUAUUGCUUUAAGUGCAUGAGCUGAGUAGGGAUUUCUAUGUUCGUACUUAACGAAGGGACUGAAAAUAGCGCUUACAUGUUAGGUUUGUUAACAUGAUUAAGUUGCCAUUUUGGCAUACCUUUCUGAUAAUGUAGAAAAAUUUUAUAUCUAGAUUUUAAAAGACUUUUGGCUAAAUACACACUGAAUUUCAUAUUCAAUAUAGUUGGAUUUAGGGAAGUUUGUUUCCAUGGCUCCAUUUUAGCUGUUAGGGGCUGGCAUACAUGUUCACAUUAUAGUAGUUGACUACACACUUAACCAGUGUAAGUUUUAAUACCAAUCAAUACCUGCCCCCCUCCCUAAUUUGAUGCCUGUGACUUUGUUCUAAUGAUAUGUGUACUAGCUGGGCUAUCAGGUUCAAUGCCUUGGUCUUAUUUUGCUAUAGGCAAGUACCAAUAUUGGCUGUUUCAACAGAUUUAUUUUUCCAGCAUGGAAUCCUAGGGACUGAAAGGGAGAUUAUUUUAAGUUGUCAGUAGGUGCGGUGUCUAGAGUAGUGAAUCCUGUAAAUUCAAAUUUAUGGUUAGGUGACAAAUUGAGAUUGUCCUUUUCCCUGAUCAAAAUGAAUAAAAGCUUUUUAAA